UUAGUCGCUAAAUUGGUCUAAAACUUUGCGGGGGAAAUUACUUUUAAUAUUCGCGCCCUCGUCCAUUCUCGUUUCGAACAAACACAAAAGUCCUCUCUCUCACACAUCACCACCAAACCUCACCCCACCUCAUCUCAGCACAGUCCCUCACCACCGUCGCUCCCCGUACGUCGCACAUUGCCACGGCUGCAACCGCAAAUCACCAUCGCCACCGCCGCAGAUCACAGGUUCUCUCUCCCUCUGUCUCGCGCUAUCAGUCUCUUAGUCCUUCACAAGCAAGCAGGUUCUCUCUCCCUCUCUCUUGCUCUCUUUCUUUCACACAGGGAAUGAAUCACCACCGCCGCUCAUCUCACCGUUGCACAUGACUACCGCCUCUCAUCUUCCACUGUCGCACAUCAUCACACGGCCACUGCCGCUCACCAUUGUCUCGCCUCCCAUCGACAUUCAAGUUUUUCUUUCUCUCUCUUCCCAUUUCACUCUAACUCUAGAGUUUUAUUUUUUUUGAUGUUGUAGGAUUUUGAUUUCUGUGAAAUAAGUAAAUGGGUUUUGAUUUGUGUUCUAGAUUUAUGGUCUUUUGAACUGAUUAUUGGUGUGGUAGAUUAGAUUUAGUGAUUUGGCUGUAAUUUGUAAUCGAUUCUUUUCGCCAAUUGCUUUUUCCUCUUUACCACAGACGCAUGAGUUCCUCGCCCCAACCAACCUCCGAAGCUCUCAUCCACCAGGUAUUUCCUCCUUCUUCCUCUGUCUCUGUCUCUGUCUCUCUCUCUGUUUCACCCCUAAUUUGUGAACCCUAGCAUUUUUUUUCCUGCAGUGUUGCUGCUACUCUUAGCCACCACGGUUUCCACCAUCAGCCGCUAGUUUUACCCUCUCAAGUAACUCAAUCACUCUCAUGCCCUCAUUAUAUUUUUGGACGUGGCCCUGAUGUAGACAAGCAUACAGGUUUCUUUGUUUUGCAGCAUUUUAUUGCUUGUAAUAACUUCUCAAUGUCGGGUUCUUAAUUUUUACAAAUCAACACUCGUUUGAAAUUAAUUUGCACAAACACCAUGUUAAUUUUUCUCAUCUAUACUGCUUUUCAUCUGUUCUUGUUUCAUUCUCCUCUAUUUGGCUUGACUUGUUUCAUAUCAUUCUCUUUUUACCUUCUAAAAUAUUAGAUGAUGCUAUGGUGAAUAUCUCAUUGACGUAUCGGGUGAAGAAAAAUUGGCAAGGAGAUCCGUGCAAGCCAAUGAAUUCUUCAUGGAAUAAUGUAAAUUGCAGCUACAAUGGUAACAAUUCACCAAAAAUGACGUCAUUGAACCUUUCCUCUAGUGAUUUGACUGGGGAAAUAGCUCCUGCUCUGUUUGGUCUCAAAUCAUUGAAGUAUUUGGAUUUAUCAUACAAGACCUCAAAGAAGUCGUUCUUGGAAACAAAUGCUAAUAGGGGCGAUGAGGCCGGAACAGAGGAAGAGCAAGCAACAUUCAUGAAGGAGCUGGAAACUUUCCACGAAGAGAGGUGCUCGGAAUUCAAAACCCCAAGAUUUUAUGGAGAGCCAUUAAAUUGCCUCAAGUUAUGGAGAGCAGUCAUCAGACUUGGUGGCUAUGAACAGGUUUCCCAGAUUUUUUAG
Molecule: messenger RNA, 1597 nt
Organism: Camellia sinensis
Lineage: Eukaryota; Viridiplantae; Streptophyta; Magnoliopsida; Ericales; Theaceae
Source: RefSeq, a predicted model, not a curated record